Messenger RNA from Morchella importuna, 4404 nucleotides. RefSeq lists its product as uncharacterized. The transcript has 3 exons. Lineage: Eukaryota; Fungi; Ascomycota; Pezizomycetes; Pezizales; Morchellaceae. The record is from RefSeq and is a predicted model, not a curated record. The coding region runs from base 1 to 4404 and encodes 1467 amino acids.
AUGCGUACAGGAAGCGCAUUUUCUCUACUCGGGCUUUCAGCUCUUGUUCUGCAAGGUGUAGCAGCAAAAGGUUGGCGUGAUCAAGAAGAGUACUCUUGCCCCUCAAACAUCAAGAACGAUUGUACAACACAGGAGAGCGAGGGCUUUGAUUGGAGUGAUUUGGACCUAGGAUCAUUCGACUCUUACAACGAUUACAAGUUUUCGGGUUGGAGUUGUGCCAAUAAGCUUGGGAAGAGAAAUCUUGAGGGACGAACAUUCAAUAGCAAAUGCAUUGAGGCAGACUUGAGCAACAGCGAUUUCAGCAAUGAGAUUAGCUGUGACAAGGCCUUCUCUAUUGGUGAGCUCGACAUCUCUGUUGACGUUGAGACCGAUGUCGAAUUCCAUUAUGGAAUGGAGGAUGGCUCUACUUGCAAGCAGACCAAGAGAUGUGGAACUGAAGGCACUACUGUCACCAACGAUCAAUGUGGUGGAGCAAAGACUGUCAAGGUCAAGCUUCCAAAGAACAACAAGAACACGUCAUGCAAGCUCGGAGUCCAUAAAGUCAAGUUCGAGUGCGGUACAACUACUACUAGCGUCCCGGUCCCUACUACUACGAUUCCUACUGUUAUCAGCUCUACCUCUUCAGUUAAGGUUACUACCACUUCUGCCAGCGAGACAUGCACUAUCCCCAGCAAUUGCUCGGGUGAUUCUUGUACUAUGCCCGCUGGAUGCACUGGAACCACUCCAACUGGCGGUGUCGGUGUCACUUCGGUCACUUCUUCUGUUGGAACCACUACUACUCCCGCCUCAGAAACUUGCACUGUUCCCAGUGACUGCUCCGGCGAGACCUGUACUAUGCCCGCUGAUUGUACUUCCGGUACCGUAAAGCCAACAGCCACCACCUCUUCUGUCGAGGGUACUACCACCGCUCCAUCAGAGACUUGCACCGUCCCCAGCGAUUGCGAAGGCGCGUCUUGCACCAUGCCCGCAGACUGCACUGGUACCAACCCAACUGGCGGAGUCGGCAUUACUUCAAUCACUUCCACUGCUGAGACUGCUACCACCACUGGGCCUUCAGAGACCUGCACCAUUCCCUCAGACUGCUCUGGCGAGACCUGCACAAUGCCCGCGGACUGCACCUCUGGCACCGUCAAGCCCACAGAUAGCACCCCUCCCGCUGUCCCCACUACCACCCCUGCCGCUGAGACUUGCACGGUGCCCAGCGAUUGCGAAGGCGCGUCUUGCACCAUGCCCGCAGACUGCACUGGUACCAGCCCAACUGGUGGUGUUGGUAUUACUUCAAUCACUUCCACUGCUGAGACUGCUACCACCACUGGACCUUCAGAGACUUGCACUAUUCCCCCAGAUUGCUCUGGUGAGACCUGCACUAUGCCUGCCGAUUGCACUGGUAUCAACCCAACCGGUGGUGUUGAUGUUACCUCAGUCACUUCCACUGCUGAGACUGCCACUAUCACUGGGCCUUCGGAGACCUGCACUAUUCCAUACGACUGCUCUGGUGACUCUUGCACUAUGCCCGCAGACUGCACCGGCACCGGCCCCACUGGAGGAGUCGGCAUCACUUCAAUCACUUCUACUGCCGUGACUGCCACCACCACUGGGCCUUCAGAGACCUGCACCAUUCCCUCAGACUGCUCUGGCGAGACCUGCACAAUGCCCGUAGACUGCACCUCUGGCACCGUCAAGCCCACAGAUAGCACCCCUCCCGCUGUCCCUACCACUACCCCUGCCGCUGAGACUUGUACCGUGCCUAGCGAUUGCGAAGGCGCAUCCUGCACCAUGCCCGCUGAUUGCACCGGUACCGGCCCCACUGGCGGAGUCGGCAUUACUUCAAUCACUUCCACUGCUGAGACUGCCACCACCACUGGACCUUCAGAGACUUGCACUAUUCCCCCAGAUUGCUCUGGUGAGACCUGCACUAUGCCCGCUGAUUGCACCGGCACCAACCCCACUGGCGGAGUCGGCAUUACUUCAAUCACUUCCACUGCUGAGACUGCCACCACCACCGGACCUUCAGAGACUUGCACCGUCCCCGCGGACUGCUCUGGCGAGACAUGCACCAUGCCCGCAGGAUGCACUGGCAUUACUCCAACUGGCGGCGUUGGUAUCACUUCAACCACGUCUACCGCGCCUGGAACUGCUGUGACCACCGCUCCCUCGGAGACCUGCACUGUUCCCAGUGACUGCUCUGGCGAGACCUGCACUAUGCCCGCUGAUUGCACAUCUGGCACCGUCAAGCCGACUGACAGCACCCCUCCUGCUGGCCCCAGUACUACUGCUCCUGCCUCAGAGACCUGCACCGUCCCUAGCGAUUGCGAAGGCGCAUCUUGCACUAUGCCCGCUGAUUGCACCGGUACCGGCCCCACUGGCGGUGUUGGUAUUACUUCUCUUACAUCCACUGCUGGAACUGCCAUCACCACUAGCCCUUCAGAGACCUGCACCGUCCCAAGUGAUUGCACUGGAGAAAGCUGCACCAUGCCUCCUGGCUGCCCCCAGACCACCUCCGUCCCCGCUAUCGGUGUUUCUACCACUGGUGAGGUCAAGCCUACUGAUACCACUUCUUCCCCGGCUGGAACCACCACUGCCCCGGCCUCAGAGACCUGCACAGUUCCUUCAGAUUGCUCUGGAGAGACUUGCACCAUGCCUGCUGACUGCACUGGUAUCAACCCCACUGGCGGCGUCGAUGUUACUUCUCUCACCUCCACUGCCCAAACUGCCACUACAACGGGUCCUUCGGAGACUUGCACUGUUCCUUCAGACUGCUCUGGCGAUUCUUGCACCAUGCCUCCUGGCUGCCCGGCGACUGCCACUGUCCCAGCUACCGGUGUCUCUACCAGCGGCGAGGUCAAGCCAACUGACAGCACCCCUCCUGCUGGCCCCACUACUACUGCUCCUGCCUCAGAGACUUGCACCGUUCCCUCAGACUGCUCUGGCGAGACCUGCACCAUGCCCGCUGAUUGCACCGGUACCGGCCCAACUGGCGGCGUUGGUAUUACUUCUCUCACAUCCACUGCUGGAACUGCCGUCACCACUAGCCCCUCAGAGACCUGCACCGUCCCAAGUGAUUGCACUGGAGAGAGCUGCACCAUGCCUCCUGGCUGCCCCACGACUACUUCCGUCCCUGCCAUCGGUGUUUCCACCACUGGUGAGGUCAAGCCCACUGAUACUACUCCUGCCGCUGGAACAACCGCUGUCCCUGCAACCUGCACAAUCCCCAGCGACUGCACUGGCGCAACAUGCACCAUGCCCGCCGGCUGCCCGCCAACCGCCACCGCCUCAGUCCCAGCUUCCGAGACCUGCACCGUGCCCGCUGACUGCUCUGGCGACGCCUGCACCAUGCCCGCCGGCUGCCCUGCCACCACCACCGGCGUCACUGGAACCACCCCAGUUACUGGCGAUGUCACUGCAACCUCCACCGGCACCACCCGCGGCCUCAACGGCAGCACUGGCAUCACCUCCGUCGCCGGCAGCUCCACCAUCAAGGCCACCGAGUCCAUCCCGCCCUCUUCCAGCACCGCCGGCGUCCCAGCGGUCACCAUGCCCGCCACCGAGUGCCCCGACCUCCUCCCCAGAUGUCUCAAGACCUGGAUCUUCAUCACUAGCUGCACCGACACCGCUGACCCAUCAUGCUACUGCCCCCAUGAGGAAUUCGUCAACAAGGUCGUCGGCUGUCUCGAUGCGUGGUCUUCGGACGACGACGAGGUCACCAGCGCAGUCGAGUACUUCCUCGGUCUUUGUGCUCCGUACGUCGACGAGAACCCGGCCAUUGUCACUGCUAUCCCGUCGACUAUCACGCUGCCGACCCCGUCGCCGGAUGUCCCGAAUGUCACUAUCAUCCAGACCAUCACCACUGUUGUCCCCUGCGAGCCGACUACUGUCACUACUGGCUCUGCGUCUGGCACCGUGGUCACGGUGAUCACGUCUACGGCCACACAGACACUCACGAUCCCGCAGGUUACGUUGGUUGUCACUGCCACUGACGCUACGCUUGUCUACCCAACCUCCGACGUCGCCGCUACCUCUGCGCCGCCGGCCACAGCCACUACGAUCCCUACUGGCGUCCCUGCAGUCACUACGCCGGUUUCUACAACGCUGAAGGCUAUUGAGACGUCUCUUCCCUCGUCCGAGGCGGGUGCUUCUCCCUCUUCGGAGCUGGGCACGUCUACGACCAUCAAGGCUAUCGGAACCACUCCUGCGUUGACCAGCGCCCCGGGAUUGACUACCGCCCCGGCCGCUCCUACGACGUUGGUGACCUACCCGGUUGGCUCCGGCGCUAAUGCGACUGGCACUGCGGUCCCCGUGACUACUAGUGGUGUGCCGCUCUUUACUGGUGCGGCGUCGGGUAUUGUGCCUGGUACUAUUGUUGCCGUUGUUGGAGCCCUCGCUGUGGUGCUUCUGCAGUUGUAG